Molecule: messenger RNA, 660 nt
Organism: Poeciliopsis prolifica (blackstripe livebearer)
Lineage: Eukaryota; Metazoa; Chordata; Actinopteri; Cyprinodontiformes; Poeciliidae
Product: zona pellucida sperm-binding protein 3-like
Exons: 4
Coding region: 1-597 (198 amino acids)
Biological process (GO): binding of sperm to zona pellucida; positive regulation of acrosome reaction; egg coat formation
Cellular component (GO): extracellular matrix
Molecular function (GO): acrosin binding
Source: RefSeq, a predicted model, not a curated record
AUGGAGAUCAUGAUGAGACCUCCUCACUUGUUGGACCCCAACCCUCAAAGGCCCCCCUCCCCCGCGCAGCUCGUCGGACUGAGGCUCGGACCAUCUGGUUCUGGACGGGACUGCUGCGCCGCCAGCCGCUCCGCAGAUGGAGAGUUCAUCAUCAGGCCUCCUCUGGUUGACUGUGGGAGCAGAGUGACGGAGGAAGGCGGUGAGCAGCGGAGCCCGGAGGCCAACCUAGAUGCCCGUCAUCUCAGCCUCAAGACGGAUGACUGGAGCUGUGAGAGAAACUCACCUGUUUACUUCAUGAUUGAGAUGGUGAACAUCCUGGCCUCAGUAGACCACCACCAUCACCCUCCCCUCCGCCUGUACGCAGGCAGCUGCCUGGCCACCCUGACUCCUGACUCACACCCAAGAUACCCCUUCAUAGACCACCAGGAAUGUUUCACAGACUCCCAGCUGAGCGGCUCCGGCUCUCGCUUCCUGCCCCGGGUCCGGGACGACCUCCUUCACAUUCAGCUGGAGCCUUUCCUCUUCCAUCAGGACCGGAGACUCUCUGUCAGUGCCAAAUUUAAAUGCUCUACCAUUUCAAUUUCUGCACAGAUUUAAAAAAAAAUAGAAAAAGAAAAAAAGAAAAGAAAAGAAAUGCACAUCCUACUAUCCUCCCUGCAG